Molecule: messenger RNA, 2803 nt
Organism: Austrofundulus limnaeus
Lineage: Eukaryota; Metazoa; Chordata; Actinopteri; Cyprinodontiformes; Rivulidae
Gene: ampd1
Product: adenosine monophosphate deaminase 1 (isoform M)
Exons: 14
Coding region: 330-2606 (758 amino acids)
Biological process (GO): AMP metabolic process; IMP salvage
Cellular component (GO): cytosol
Molecular function (GO): AMP deaminase activity
Source: RefSeq, a predicted model, not a curated record
GAGGUGAAGAAAAAGAGUUUAAAUUUAAUAUCCAUGUUGGAUAAGUUGCAUUAAAGCACUGGUUUUAAAGUAUGUAGGUGCAUGGAACAAGUAGAGCGUCUUCAUAACUCCUGUCAUUUUAUAAAUGGGUUUGGAGUUAUGUAUUGAAGCUGCAUCUGUAGAAUAUUCCUCUGUAUUAGAGCUUCUACUGGACUUUGUGUUUGCAGGUCAGAGUUACAGUUUGGAAGUGUCCAAGUCGAUCUGUGGUYGUGUAUUUUGUGCAUGUGCUGGACUCUGUACAUGUAGAACUUCACGUCCAGUUCGGUUUACGUUGGUGCCUCCGUGYUGAGAUGAUCGUUCAGUGGGGUUCAGUGCUGCAUGGUGUGAUGGAUGAUGAUGAUGCUUCCCUGAAAGUAAACGUGACAAACCCAUUGGCGUGCCUGACAGAGACCGAUGAGAAGAUAAGGGCCUUGGCAGAGAAGGUCUUCGCAUCGGAGACCAAAGAUGAAAACGUCCGCGAUGAAAUCUCCAUGUUUGACGUGGCAGAGGAUUGUCCAAUCCUGCACCAGGAGAUGGCCCAUCACCUGCACACCGAUGACAACACAGAGAAACGUAAGAGGCUUCAGCGUUGCCGGACAGUAGCCGGCCCAGCUGCCGGUCCCCAGGUAGCAGCUGUUCAUGCGGCGCCGGUGGAAGUGGACGCACCCCUUUACCUGCACGUUCCUGACUUUCAGAGAGUGGCCGUCCUCGGAGACUACGCUGCUGGGGUGACCAUGGAUGACUUUGAGCUGGCAUGUAAGGGUCUGUACCGUGCCUUGACCAUCAGGGAGAAGUACAUGAGACUGGCCUACCAGCGAUUCCCAAGAACAGCCUCCCAGUUCCUGCGUCAGAUGGAGGGGGAGACUUUCAAAAUCGAAGACCAGGUGCAGCCAGUUUUUACUCCUCCKCCCAAGACCGGAGAGGACCCCUUUGACACUUCAAAACUGCCAGAGAAUCUGGGCUACGUGGCYCGUAUGAAGGACGGUCUUAUGUACGUUUACAAUGAUGCUGCCGCUGCUGACAAACAUGAGCCCAAGGACCUGCCUCAUUCAGACUACAACACCUUCAUCGAUGACAUGAACUUCCUCAUCGCUCUCAUUGCACAGGGCCCGACUAAGACGUACACGCACCGACGUCUGAAGUUCCUCAUGUCCAAGUUUAACGUGCACGAGAUGCUGAAUGAGAUGGAGGAGAUGAAGGAGCUGAAGAUGAAUCCACACAGGGAUUUCUACAACUGCAGGAAGGUGGACACUCACAUCCACGCAGCCGCCUGCAUGAAUCAGAAGCAUCUGCUGCGCUUCAUCAAGCGGUCUUACCGUGUGGAUGCUGACCGUGUCGUGCACAACCUUAAAGGGAAGGAGGUCACUAUGAGAGAGCUGUUCGAGUCUCUCAACUUGCAUCCCUACGACCUCACUGUGGACUCUCUGGAUGUGCACGCUGGCAGACAAACCUUCCAGCGUUUUGAUAAGUUCAAUGCCAAGUACAACCCUGUGGGAGCCAGCGAGCUGCGUGAUCUGUACCUGAAGACAGAAAAUCAUAUCAACGGAGAAUAUUUUGCCACAAUUAUCAAGGAAGUAGCCAGUGAUCUGGAGGAUGCCAAAUAUCAGUAUGCUGAACCUCGUUUGUCCAUCUAUGGAUGUAACCCAAACGAGUGGACCAAACUCUCCAGCUGGUUCGUCAAACACAGAGUCUUCUCCCCCAACCUCAAAUGGAUGAUUCAAGUUCCCAGGAUCUAUGACAUCUUCAGAGGUAGGAACUUUGUACCCCACUUUGGCAAGAUGUUGGAGAAUAUUUUCCUCCCCGUCUUCCAGGCCACAAUCGACCCACAGUCCCACCCAGAGCUCAGCAUMUUCCUCAACCACGUGACGGGCUUCGACAGCGUGGACGACGAGUCCAAACACAGCGGUCACAUGUUCUCCACCAAGAGUCCUAAACCAGAGGAGUGGGACAUCAACAAGAACCCGUCCUACACCUACUACAUCUACUACAUGUACGCCAACAUCGCUGUGCUCAACCAGCUGCGCAGACAGAGGGGGAUGAACACAUUCAUGUUCAGACCUCACUGCGGUGAGGCUGGUGCCAUCACCCACCUCCUGGCUGCCUUCAUGACGGCUGACAACAUCUCUCAUGGCCUCAACCUCAAGAAGGGUCCUGUGCUUCAGUACUUGUACUUCUUGGCCCAGGUUCCAAUCGCCAUGUCUCCGCUCAGCAACAACAGCCUGUUCCUUGAAUAUGCCAAGAACCCGCUGCUGGAGUUCCACCAGAAGGGCUUGAUGGUGUCUCUGUCCACGGACGACCCCAUGCAGUUCCACUACACCAAGGAACCCCUGAUGGAGGAGUACGCCAUUGCAGCUCAGGUCUUUAAGCUGAGUACUUGUGACAUGUGUGAGAUUGCCCGAAACAGCGUGCUGCAGAGUGGCUUGUCUCAUGAGGAGAAGGUCCACUUCCUGGGUGCAGAUUACCUGAAAGAAGGUCCGGAGGGCAACGACAUCCGUAAAACUAAUGUGGCUCAGAUCAGGAUGGCGUAUCGCUUUGAAACACUGUGCUACGAGCUCAACCUCAUCAGGGAGGGUCUGAAGGCAGAGUGAACACUUCUCUGCAUCAAAGAAAAGCCUCUACGUUAGUUUUUCACAGGAACUUUUGGAAAUCUUCAAGACGAAAACCUUCUAAAACACUGGUGCUCUCUUCUGUUUUGCGUUGUGGUUUUGCUGCAAAUGCCGUCUUCAGCUGGAGAAACAUCAUGUAGAAGAAUGAAUAAAAAAUAAAACGUAAAGAUAAACAAGUA